AUGGACGACGAUCUGUAUGACGAGUUCGGAAACUUUAUCGGAGAUGCUGAAGCCUCCGAGGAAGAGUCCGAACAUGGCGUCGACGCUGGCAACUACGUUUACGAUGACUACCCAGAAGAGGCCCCCGAAGCUCCGGCUCAGGAGAUGAUGGAUGUCGACGAUGAAGGGCCCUCCAACGCCGUUGUUCUCCACGAAGACAAGCAGUACUACCCGACAGCGGCACAAGUUUAUGGCGAGGGCGUAGAGGUUCUGGUUCAGGAGGAGGAUGCGCAACCGUUAACACAACCGAUUAUCGCACCAGUCGAGCAAAAGAAGUUCAGCAUCGAAGAAGCAGACCUCCCGAACGUAUAUUUCGACCGCACAUUCAUGACCGAUCUCAUGAACUUCCCCGAACAGAUUCGCAACGUCGCUUUUGCUGGACAUCUACACCACGGAAAGACGGCCUUCAUGGACAUGUUGGUGUUGGAGACGCACGACAUCGCGGACAGACUCGAGAAGCGGACGGGAAAGAAGCGUGAUGAACAGCUGCGGUACACAGACAUCCAUAUUCUCGAGCGGGAGCGGGGGCUAUCCAUCAAGGCAUCGCCCAUGAGCUUGGUCCUCCAAGGAACAAAAGGAAAAUCACACCUCUUCAACAUGAUCGACACGCCAGGUCAUGUAGAUUUUGUCGACGAAGUCGCGGCCUCCCUCAGGCUUGUGGACGGUGUCUGUUUGGUGGUGGAUGUCGUGGAGGGAGUGCAGGUCAACACAGAACAAAUCAUCAAGCACGCCGUCUUGGAGAACAUCCCACUCACGCUGAUUGUCAACAAGAUGGACCGGUUGAUUCUCGAGCUCAAGCUACCACCAUAUGACGCCUACUACAAACUCAAGCAUGUGAUCGAAGAAGUCAACACUAUUAUCGAGAACACAAUUCCCGGCCGGGGUGAAGAGCGGAGGUUAAGUCCGGAGAAGGGAAAUGUUCUGUUUGCCUGCACGUCCAUGGGCUGGUGCUUCACUCUUCAGUCAUUCGCCAAAAUGUACUCGGACAGCUAUGGUGGUGUCAACUCGGAAGAGUUCGCGAGACGCCUCUGGGGAGAUAUCUACUACAACCCGCAAAAGCGAACUUUCACCAGGAAACCCAUCGAGGAAGGAGCCAAGAGGUCAUUCGUCAACUUCAUCAUGGAGCCGAUUUACAAGUUGUACUCGCAUACGAUUAGUGAAAGUCCGGAGGAACUUAAGGGCACUUUGAAGAAGUUGGGCAUCCAGCUCAAACCAUCACAGUACAAGACCGACCCCAAAGUCUUGUUGAAGUUGGUGUGCGAGCAGUUCUUUGGGCCAUCUACCGGGUUCGUCGACAUGGUCUGUCAGCAUAUCCCAUCACCGGCUGAGGCUGCAAAGCAAAAGCUCCAACAGUACUACACAGGCCCUCUGGACAGCAAGGUUGCUGAGUCUAUGCUGAACUGCGACCAGAAUGGCCCACUUGUGCUGUACGUAUCGAAGCUGUUCAGUGCUCCCGACGCCAAGAGCUUCUACUCUUUUGGUCGUGUGAUGAGCGGUAUUGCGCGCCCUGGCACAGAGGUACGCGUCCUUGGUGAGGGUUAUUCCAUCGACGACGAAGAAGAUAUGGCCAUGGCGAGGAUAUCUGAUGUUUUCAUUGCUGAGACACGAUACAACAUCCCAACCGACGGCGUGCCCGCUGGUAACUGGGUCUUGUUGGGUGGCGUGGACAACUCAAUCGUGAAGACUGCCACUAUUGUGGAGAAAAAGUUCGAGGAUGACGAGGACACGUACAUCUUCAAGCCUCUUCAACACUUCACAGAGUCCGUUCUUAAGGUUGCUGUUGAGCCCAUCAACCCGUCCGAACUACCCAAGAUGCUUGACGGCAUCAGAAAAAUCAACAAGAGCUACCCCUUAAUUACCACCAAGGUGGAAGAAUCGGGAGAGCAUAUUAUUCUUGGAACUGGCGAGCUAUACAUGGAUUGCGUAUUGCAUGAUCUACGCCGUCUUUAUGCCGAUAUGGAGGUUAGGGUAUCAGAUCCUGUGGUACGCUUCUGUGAGACCGUACAGGACAUGUCCGCAACCAAAUGCUACGCCAUCACGCCAAACAAGAAGAACACCAUUACCAUGGUGGCGGAACCAUUGGAGGAUGGCAUCGCGCAAGACAUUGAGUCAGGGGCAGUCAAGAUUCGGGAUCCUGUACGAAAGACCGCCAAGUUCUUCGAGGAAAAGUAUGGCUGGGAUCUCCUCGCAGCCAGGAGUAUCUGGGCUUUCGGUCCAGACGAGAUGGGGCCCAAUAUCUUGCAGGACGACACAUUACCCUCAGAGGUUGACAAGAAGCGACUCAACACAGUCAAGGAGUCCAUUCGCCAAGGUUUCAGUUGGGCAGUCCGUGAAGGCCCGCUUUGCGAAGAGCCAAUACGCAAUACCAAGUUCCGUCUCAUCGACGUAUCGCUUGCCCAGGAGGCCAUCUUCCGUGGCGGUGGUCAGAUCAUCCCCACGUCCCGCCGCGCCUGCUACAGCUCGUUCCUGAUGGCCUCGCCUCGCUUGAUGGAGCCCAUGUACUCGGUUUCCAUGACCGGCCCUCAGGACACCGUCAGCACCGUUUACAACAUCCUGGCUCGCCGUCGCGGCCACGUCCUCUCCGACGGUCCCAUUGCCGGCACCCCACUUUACCGUGUCAACGGCCUGCUACCUGUCAUCGACAGUUUCGGCUUCGAAACCGACCUGAGGAUCAAUACGCCCGGCCAGGCCAUGGUCAGUCUAGUAUUUGACAGGUGGAACAUUGUGCCAGGUGAUCCGCUCGACAAGGAGAUUGUCCUGCGUCCUCUGCAGAUGGCUAACGCGCAGGCGACGGCGAGAGACUUUGUGCUGAAGACGAGAAGGCGCAAGGGCUUGAGCGAGGAUGUCAGUGUGGCCAAGUUCUUGGAGCCCGAGUUUUACCAGAGCUUGAUAGAGAGCGGUACUCUUGGCGAGGCUUGA
This is a messenger RNA of Sordaria macrospora k-hell, 2958 nucleotides long. RefSeq lists its product as uncharacterized. Gene Ontology annotation, molecular function: GTPase activity; GTP binding; U5 snRNA binding. Lineage: Eukaryota; Fungi; Ascomycota; Sordariomycetes; Sordariales; Sordariaceae. Gene Ontology annotation, cellular component: cytosol; U2-type catalytic step 2 spliceosome; U4/U6 x U5 tri-snRNP complex. Gene Ontology annotation, biological process: mRNA splicing, via spliceosome. The record is from RefSeq and is a predicted model, not a curated record.